AUGCCGCCACGCCUGACGCCUCUGCGCUUCGUGCGCUCCAACCGCCUCAAAACCAUCCACGGCGGGACCCUUGCAUCUCUUGUCGACCUGGGUGGCUCGCUUGCCGUGGCAAGCACUGGUCGUUUCGCAACAGGUGUCUCAACGGAUUUGAACGUCACAUACAUCGCCCCUGGCGGUGUCGUUGGCGAUCGCAUGACUGGGCAAGCUGUCUGCGACAAAAUGGGCCGCACUCUGGCGUAUACGACCGUGAAGUUCUUCAACAAGAAUGGUGAGCUGGCUGCGAGGGGUAGCCACACCAAGUACGUGUCCAAGACAUGGGAAAAUGAAGAUUAUGUUGCCCCAGCCGAGUUUGUGGCACCUGAGGAGGAGCAAGUGGAUAAAGACGAGCUCGGCACCCUGAACAAGACGAUUACGACUGGUAGAGAGUCGUCCGGCGUCUGGGGGAGGUCGUGA
This is a messenger RNA of Verticillium dahliae VdLs.17, 453 nucleotides long. RefSeq names its product thioesterase superfamily protein. The transcript has 3 exons. Lineage: Eukaryota; Fungi; Ascomycota; Sordariomycetes; Glomerellales; Plectosphaerellaceae. The record is from RefSeq and is a predicted model, not a curated record. Bases 1 to 453 code for a protein of 150 amino acids. Gene Ontology annotation, molecular function: fatty acyl-CoA hydrolase activity.